UUCAUCUCAAGUUGGGUCCUUGGCCAAUCUUGUCGAACUGGAUCUAUCUUACAACAAGCUGACCGGACCAAUUCCUAGCUCCAUCAGCGAGUGCUUGCAAUUGGAACGGCUCAGCUUUGCAGUCAAUUCCUUUGAUGGCGAAAUUCCUCCGGCUUUAGGCACAUUACGGGGCUUACAACAGUUGGAUGUUUCCCAUAAUGACUUCUCUGGUGAAAUCCCGAGGUUUCUCGCUCAACUUACGGAUCUGAAUUACUUGAAUCUAUCUUUAAACAAGCUCGAAGGAGAAGUUCCGAAGCAAGGAGUAUUUCUCAAUGCUAGUGCAGUGUCCAUUUUUGAGAAUAGUAAUCUCUGUGGAGGUAUUGCAGAACUAAACCUUCCUUCUUGCAAAUCAAACACCUCUAAACCAUUUUCGACAAAAAAAGUUACAGUAAUCGCCACAGGGGCUGCCAUCUUGUCAGGCUUCAUUCUGUGUCUUUGCUUGUUUAUCAUUUGGUACCGGAGAAAGAAGUCGAAAGAAAAUCUCUCUGCAACUGAAUUGCCGUUUGAACACCGAUUCUCGAGGGUCUCUUAUGAGGAACUCUUUAGAGCCACGGAUGGAUUCUCUGAGACCAAUGUGAUCGGUACAGGGAGAUAUGGUACUGUCUAUAAAGGAACUACACAGGAAGGCGGCUGGGUGGCGGUUAAAGUGCUCAACAUGGGCCACAGAGGUGCUUCGAAGAGCUUUGUCUCGGAAUGUCAAACCUUAGGAGCCAUAAGACACCGAAAUCUCGUGAAGAUCUUGAACGUGUGCUCAAGCGUGGACUAUCGCGGCAACGAUUUCAAAGCUCUAUUAUACGAAUACAUGGCUAAUGGGAGCUUAGCGAAUUGGGUACACCAAGGAAACAAAGAAGACGUUAUGCAUGAACAUGAACAUGGAAAACCAGGACAUUUGGGACUAAUGCAGAGGUUAGACAUUGCCAUUGACAUAGCUUCCGCAAUCGAAUAUCUUCACGAGGAUUGUAGCCCAAAGAUUGUACACGGAGAUCUGAAGCCGAGUAAUGUCCUUCUGGACAAAGAAAUGAUGGGGCAAGUUGGGAUUUCGGGCUGGCGAAGAUCAGCUCCGCCGCGACAACAGAGGCCAUGGACAUUGACAACCGUAGCAGCUCAGUGGCAGUGAGGGGUUCCAUAGGCUAUGUCCCUCCUGAGUAUGGCAUGGGGGACAUGACAACCACACAAGGCGAUUUGUACAGUUACGGCAUUCUUUUAUUGGAAAUGUUCACUGGGAGGAGACCCACAGAAGAGGCUUUCAAGGACCAUUUGAAUCUCCACACCUUUGUUAAGGUGGCUCUGCCAUACCGAGCCGCGGAGAUCGUGGACUCGGCCAUUUUUAAUGGAGAAGACGAGCGGGACACCGAGAAAAUGAGAGACUGCAUUGCCUCCGUCCUAACGGUUGGAGUUGCGUGUUCAUUGGAAUCACCACGGGAUCGAAUGGGCAUGGCCGAAGUACGCAAGGAACUGCAUAAGAUCAGGGCUAGGUAUGGAGCCGAGUAGGGAGGCACGGUUGAAGCAAGUUCAUAAAAUUUUGGAUGGUCCUAUUCUCUGUCUUAAUUUUUGCUGUUUACCACUGGGGCCAGAACCAAUACUAGUUCAAUGU
Syzygium oleosum is the source of this 1633-nucleotide messenger RNA. Its product is annotated as putative receptor-like protein kinase At3g47110. Lineage: Eukaryota; Viridiplantae; Streptophyta; Magnoliopsida; Myrtales; Myrtaceae. Gene Ontology annotation, biological process: protein phosphorylation. The transcript has 2 exons. Gene Ontology annotation, molecular function: protein kinase activity; ATP binding. The coding region runs from base 1120 to 1530 and encodes 136 amino acids. The record is from RefSeq and is a predicted model, not a curated record.